Molecule: messenger RNA, 690 nt
Organism: Brugia malayi
Lineage: Eukaryota; Metazoa; Nematoda; Chromadorea; Rhabditida; Onchocercidae
Gene: Bma-marc-1
Exons: 6
Coding region: 1-690 (229 amino acids)
Biological process (GO): protein ubiquitination
Molecular function (GO): ubiquitin-protein transferase activity; zinc ion binding
Source: RefSeq, a predicted model, not a curated record
AUGUCAAAAAUUGAAGCAAAUGGUAAUGGAGAUGUCAUUGGUCAGGAUGAAAUGGAAAAUACGCUUACAAAAAAGAAUUUUCAAAUAUUUCACGGAAAUAAAAAAGGAUCAUCUACACAUGUUAUACAUUUUCAAGAAUCAGUUCGUGUUGACAUACCAAACUCACCGAAAACCACAUCUGAUUCAUCUAACACGGAAAAAAGAGCAUGCCGUAUAUGUCAAUCGGAAACCGGUGAACUUGUUCGACCAUGUGCCUGUACCGGAACAAUGGGCGAUAUUCACGAGCAUUGCUUAAAUGAAUGGUUACUUCGAUCAAACAAUAAUGAUCGAUGUGAAAUUUGCCAAGAAAAAUAUUCAAAAUCCGGAAAUAUCUUACAACCAAUAUGGAAGUGGCAAAAACCACAAAUUGAAAUGACGAAUAUUGUUGAAACAUCAUCGGUAAUUUGCUUAUCUAUAUGCUUGUGGUAUAUGAUAACAUUAACUAUUGAAAGAGAAUUUUUUGAUCGAAUUUUCGUGGUUGGUUUACCACCACGCUCACCUGAUAUAGCACGUAUACUUGUAACACUUUUAAUUAUAUCAACAUUAAUUGGUGGCUUGAUGAAUAUUGCUAUGCGUAUUUGGCAUUAUAUUAAUAAACAACGCGCAAUACGCUUUAUUGAUUCUGGUGUUAAUAAAAAAGCAAUGAAAUGA